AUGGCUCCUGUCAACCUUCUCGCGUAUGCUUGGCUUGCCUUUGUCGGCGUGCAAGCUGGCCCAUGUCAUCCAAACGCAUCGACCACUCUUCUGUCAUUCAGCCUUGAGAUAAGUACACCAACGUCUAUCGAAAACGAGUCUGCCCCCAAUGCGGCUAGCUCCUUUUGGAGUUCCUUUGAGACCAUCUCUGCCCCUACACUUUCACCCGAGAUGAGCGACCAUUCAAGUGCCACUGCCGACUCAACAACUAUAGCCCAGACCAUAACAAGCCUCGAUGCGGCCUCCACUACGGCUACGACGGAUAUGGAGCCCACGACCUCCGCUACCACUACCACUACCUCUACUGCUACGAUGCCGGAAGCCCCUACGCUUACCUGCGGCUAG
Messenger RNA from Fusarium coffeatum, 384 nucleotides. RefSeq lists its product as uncharacterized. The coding region runs from base 1 to 384 and encodes 127 amino acids. Lineage: Eukaryota; Fungi; Ascomycota; Sordariomycetes; Hypocreales; Nectriaceae. The record is from RefSeq and is a predicted model, not a curated record. The transcript has a single exon.